Molecule: messenger RNA, 1548 nt
Organism: Alligator mississippiensis (American alligator)
Lineage: Eukaryota; Metazoa; Chordata; Crocodylia; Alligatoridae
Gene: GPR150
Product: G protein-coupled receptor 150
Exons: 1
Coding region: 1-1311 (436 amino acids)
Biological process (GO): G protein-coupled receptor signaling pathway
Cellular component (GO): membrane
Molecular function (GO): G protein-coupled receptor activity; peptide binding
Source: RefSeq, a predicted model, not a curated record
AUGCUCGCACCUCGGGCGCCUGAGGGUAGAGAAGCGGGAUUGUGGAGGUGGGGGGGAAGCCGUCGCUGGGUGGAGAAAUUCCAGGCACGCUCGCUGCGGUGUGUGUGUGUGCGCACAGCCCACCCUCCCGCGGGGCCAGGCGGCGGCAGAGCCCCUCCAUAUGCGGCGGGGAAGCGCCGGCCGUCCUCGCGCUUCCCAACAAAGUUGGCGGGCCCGGGGGCAGCCAUGGAGGAGCCCUUCAGCCCAGAGCCGCCGCCGGCCGCCAGCAACCUCUCGAGCGGGAUCGUGUCGGCGCCCGGCGGCCGCUGGGCCCCUCCCAGCGAGCAGGCGCGGGUGGCGGCGGCGGCCGCCGUGCUGCUGCUCGCCGUGGCGGGCAACGGGCUGGUGCUGCACCGGCUCCGCGGCUGCUGCGGGAGCGGGCGGCGGCGGCGCCGCAAGAUGGACUUCCUCAUCGCGCACCUGGCGCUGGCCGACCUGUACGGCUGCGGCCUGAGCCUGCUGGCGCCCGAGCUGCUGGCCGCGGCCCCCUGGCCGGCGGGGGACGCCGCCUGCCGCCUGCUCCGCCUGCUGCAGGGCUCGGGCCCGGCCGCCUCGGCACACGUGCUGGUGCUGCUGGCCCUGGAGCGGCAGCACGUGGUGAGCCGGCCCGCGCGCCCGCCGCUGCCCUCCCGCGCCCUGGCCGCGCUGGGCUGGGGGCUGGCGCUGCUGCUCGCCCUGCCGCACGCCUUCGCCUUUGGGCUGGCGGCGGCGCCUGGCGGCGCGCGCUGCCUCUGCACCCUGGAGCGGCCGCCGCGCUGGCCCGCCCGGCUCUUCGCCGCCUACGGGGCCGUCAGCGGCUUCCUGGCGCCUGCCGCGCUCCUGGCCUGGGCGUACGGCCGCAUCGUCCUCGCCGCCGGGCAGCAGCAGCGCCCGGGGCCGGAGCUGGGGCCGCCUGCGCCCAUGCCCCGCGCGCGGGUGAAGACGCUGCAGCUGACGCUGGUGCUGAUGGCGCUGUUUGCGCUGUGCCGCCUGCCCCGCUGCCUGCUGCAGCUCGGCCGCGCCCUCGGGGCGGCACGGGGCGGGCCGCCGGCCACGCUCCGCAUCGUGGCGGCAGCCAACAGCGCGCUCAACCCCUUCGCCUACCUGCUCUUCCAGAGCCAGCGGCCCUGGGCGCGCCGCCUGCAGCGCAGCCUCUGCCCUGCCGCGCCCGCCCCACCCUGCUGCCGCCGCUGCUGCCUGCGCCUCGACGGCCCGGCCCGCCGCCGCGCCCCGCACCGGCCCCGGCCCCGCCCGCCGCCCCAGCCCCAGCCCGCCGGCGACAGCGGCCUCUGAGGGGACGGGAGACGAGACGGGCUGUGACCCGGACACCAGUCGCAGCUCGGCCUUCGUGCGCCCCCCUCGCGUGGUGCCUGUGCCCCAGCUCCUCUUGAGAAGAAAGCUGCUGUGCGGGGCUGCCCCAUUUUCCUUGCUUGUGUGCCACCUGCAGGCAGCCCCCGCCCCACCCUGGUUGUGCUCUGUGCCUUCUUGUGGUAACUUCUUUGUAAAUGAAAUAAAGCAAGGAAUGCGUGA